Marchantia polymorpha subsp. ruderalis is the source of this 1470-nucleotide messenger RNA. The record is from the annotation of a GenBank genome assembly. NCBI's taxonomy places the organism in Eukaryota, Viridiplantae, Streptophyta, Marchantiopsida, Marchantiales, Marchantiaceae.
GGACUUCUAGAUGGAGACGAGACGAGCCUCUUCAGGGAAGCUUUGAUUUCAUCAGAAAAGUACAGAUUCCAUAGAACUAACGAUAUCUCUCGGGAGUUAUGGUCACAGUGUAGUAUUGCCAGUGCCAUAGUUGCGCAGCUGAUCGGAUGCAUGGCUGUCUAUUGAGUCAGUGGGAAAUUUAAAGCGAGCUUCUCGAAAACAAAAACCCUAAGAUUGCACCCAGCUACGGCUUCGCUCCAUCAUGGGAGGUCGAUUGGAUGAAUUGUCGUUCUCUCAUUAUGAAGUGCUGGGAGCCGAUUUGAGUGCCGAUUAUGGUGAAAGUGAAGAUGAGGAAGGUCAGGCGGCAGAGUGCACUUACCCAGGCGGAUGUGGUGAUUUGUUCGUGGUUUCCAUAGAAGAGCUGAAUGAAGCUGGAUUUACAGGAAUGACUUGUCCAAGUGGGAUUACAGAUACCUGCAAAACUCCAGAACCACUGAAAGUGCGCACAGAGAGAAGUUCUCAGUGGCAGCGGAACUCACUAGUAUUGCCCUGCCAAUCAUGCUCGCUACAUAUUCGGUUACACCUCCUCUUGCAGUAAGCUUGAGCAAGCCGGAAGAUUAUGAUUACAAAGUCUGGAUGUGGCAGUGGAUCUUGCACACUUGGGAAGGUGGAAAGCUGGCCGGGGCAGGUGUUCCAUAGGUGAGUGUCGUUUAGAACUACCUGCAGUAAGUGAAGGAGUGCAUCCGCACUCAUGGCGCCAGCGCUUGCGAUGAGACAUGAUCGACUGUCCAUUCUCCUGUCAAAAAUGAGGAGCUGCAUAAUAUGCCAACUUGACGAUUGUUCCCAAACUUUACUAAAAUGGUACAGUACACGCCUGUGCUUCUCCAGCAAAGUGGGCUGGAUUGGAAUGUUGGUGUGGACCAGAACUUUCAUGUGAUGGAGACUCUUGUGGAGAAGAGAAGAUAACACGUAUAAUCGCUUCCAGCGCGACGACCUCCUUCAGAAGCGUGAGGUAUCAUGGCUCUCCUUCCUAAGAAACAUUCUCACGGGCUCUGACGAGAUCUUGAAGGAGCGGGAGCAGAGGUGAUACCACUUUCUACGUGGAUUGUAGCCUCUGGAAAGUUUUUCCGCAUCCAUUAAAUUUUAGCUCGUAUAUUUUUUACUCCCUUCGUGGUACCUACUGAAGUCUUACUGAACUUUGAUCUUGAACUUCAUCUUGAACUUCAUCUUCAUCUGCACUCUCAACUACGUAGACCAGCAUUGAAGCUCUCUUUUCUUCAGGAGGCAUACAAGUGGAUUACAUGUCCACUUCGCAUGUGGAACGAUUCUGUCUCUGAUCUGCAGCUGCUAAUCGAACCUUUUACAUUUCUGGCAUAGUCCGGGCCGCGGCUCGUAUUGAGUCUUUGUACUUGAAUCAAUUCUUGCCGUUCCAAUCGCACAAUCUAAAGGAGUGUCACUUUCUAGAACACCCGAACCCUUCAUCUUUUCUGG